Molecule: messenger RNA, 400 nt
Organism: Chondrus crispus (carragheen)
Lineage: Eukaryota; Rhodophyta; Florideophyceae; Gigartinales; Gigartinaceae
Exons: 3
Coding region: 1-267 (88 amino acids)
Source: RefSeq, a predicted model, not a curated record
AUGACCGCAUCGGAAAACGUUCCUCCGAAUGCCCCCAUGCGUCCAUGCUGGAGAUGUCGCAAGUGCCAGGCACUCCAGUCGAGAAUUGAGACAGUUGGAAACGAAUACGAUUCCAUCCGAGAAUAUUUGCUUAAGGAUGCAAAGCGGCAACCGCAGCAAGGGGCAUGUGCGCCCAUAGACGACGAAUUGCGGGAACAGGUUACCCAGCUCCGCAUUACCAUAGACACUAUUGUCAGGAGUCAGCUCUUUGAAAUUCUUGACUCCUAAGUAGUACUUCGUGGAUGAAUCCAGGCAAGGCGGGACGCACGCGCCUUUGUGUCAUGGGCAGGCCUUUAGAUCUCUUCCAUUGUCCCGGGCGACUAGUUUACAUGAAUGUGCCAUCAAAACGUAUUUAUUAGCA